Messenger RNA from Zea mays, 1048 nucleotides. RefSeq lists its product as uncharacterized. Bases 591 to 857 code for a protein of 88 amino acids. The record is from RefSeq and is a predicted model, not a curated record. Lineage: Eukaryota; Viridiplantae; Streptophyta; Magnoliopsida; Poales; Poaceae. The transcript has 2 exons.
GCGGCCUGAUCGAUAGGAACUAUGCCCCAGCGCAGCAAGGCCCCCAACGUUGUCUCUGUCCAUUCAUGACCCCCUCGCUCAAAACUACAAAUUCUACGCGCGGCACACCAAUUAUGUCCGUGUGCCGCGGCGUCCGUAAUAACCAGCCAGCUAGAGAGCGGCCGGGAGAGAUAGAGAGGUGGAGCAGAUGGCUCUGUCGAGGACGGCGUGGAUCGCCGGCGGUCUGGUCGCGCGGCUGCUGCUGAUCGCCGUCCUGGCCUUGACCGUGCAGUCGAGGUUCUCGAACAGAACCUACUACGACUUCAAGGCCGCCGGCUACAACAACGAUCUCCAGAGCUACACGUACGUACGUCGUCGUCGUCGUCGUCUCCGCCGGCGCCGCGUGGAUACAGCUUAACGACUAUUAGUAAACUCCAGGCCUUGCUGAAACGGUUCUUGCUUGUGUGUAUAACUGUAUCUGUAUAUAUGCUGCAUGCGUGCGCCAUCGGGGACAAAAAAAAAAAAAGGUACGCGGUGGUCGUCUACCUCCUCUGCAGGGGCAAGCGGAUGAUGACGCCCAGGCGCCCAGCUCGCUCAUCCUCGACGUCAGUAUGUACGCCGACAUUGUGGUCACCGUGGUGCUGGCCAGCGGCGUGGGCGCGGGCUUCGGCGCCACCGACGACGUCUUGGAGUACGUCGAGCAUGGCUCGCGGUGGGCGGAAGAGGCCACGCAAGAUCUCGUCAAGUACUACCACAAGGGGCUCAUCGCCAUCGUCUUCCUCCUCAUCGGCAUGGUCCUGUCCGUGUGCGCCACUGUCGUCUCCACCAGGCUCCGGGUCAGGGCAGCAAGCAACGACGACAUCGCCGACGACGUCUGACCAGUGGAUCCGGGCGCGCGCGAGAGAGAUUAAGCAAACUCAACCUGUGCGUUAGUUCAGAAUGCAUGACCCUCCUAUGUGUGGUAAAUUGGUAAUCAGCUGGGGACAAGAGGCUCCCCCUCUUGCCUUGCCUCAGAAUCUUGUUAACAAUGUUGCACGAUAUAUAUAUAUAUAUAUGUCCAUUUGUGUGA